Molecule: messenger RNA, 1733 nt
Organism: Pyrus x bretschneideri (Chinese white pear)
Lineage: Eukaryota; Viridiplantae; Streptophyta; Magnoliopsida; Rosales; Rosaceae
Exons: 8
Coding region: 66-1508 (480 amino acids)
Molecular function (GO): protein binding
Source: RefSeq, a predicted model, not a curated record
UUACAGCUAACCAAUAUUCAACGGAAGAAAUUGGGCCAUUCUCUUCACCAUUUCUGCAGCAGCAGAUGAGCAAGCAACGGAGGGGUAAGUCGCGGUUGCUGCCGCCGCCGGCGACGAGCAUCACGGACCUGAAUGUGGAUACGCUGGCCCAAUGCGCCAGCUCCAUUAGCCUCCAAGACCUCUCCAACUUUGCCGUGACCUGCAAAUAUCUCAGAAAAAUGGCAUAUUCUGACACUAUUUGGCAGCGGUUGUUCAGGGAGCGCUGGCCCCAGAAAACACUACCUUCUGCCAUCUCUGUAACUUCGGGAUUUAGAGAAGCCUAUUUAUCUCGGCGUAUGGAUGGGCUGCAGUUCAAGUUUUCCGAUCCUUUCGCUUUGCAUAUGAACACAAACUCAAAUCCUUUCGACCAAGUAUUAUUGAACGAGAAAGAUUUAAUCUUCUCUCAGGGUUCAAUGAUACGCAUGAUAAGGACCGAUGGUUGGUUAAGUGGAACACCCGUCACUCUUAGACUUAGAGGUCACAGUAAAAGAAUCACUUGCAUGAGGUUGUUUCCACGGAAUGAAACAUCUUUUUAUCUAGGCGAAGCAUAUGAAGAGGAGAAGGUUUUAGUAACUUCAAGCGGUGACAGUUCCAUUCGGCUAUGGAGGAAGGGUUUUUGCUGGCUAGAAUUUAGGGGGCACAGUAGCCAAGUUACAACCCUCUCAGAUAAAUUGUUAGGCAAUGGAUCCGGAAAAGUAUUGGCAAGCGGAGGGGAGGAUGGCACAGUUCGCCUUUGGUCUCUUAGCUCUUCCAGGAAACAUGGCAAGCAUUCUUUGGGGACUUUCUUCGGGCAUAAAAAUCCCAUCCAGUUGAUGUCAGUUUCCAUGGACAACCCUUCUCACUUGGUAACAAUUUCGAGAGAUUCUAAGGUGAUGGUGUGGGAUACGGAGGCAGCACUGCUUGCCAGUUCUUCGUUUGCUGGUGGGACGACUUCUGUUCUCGGUUACCCUAUAGGCAUCAAGUGUCAUGAACAUCUAGCCUAUGUUGCUGCUGGUUCCUCUGUGGUAGCAAUCGAUUUGAGGACGAUGCAGAAAGUUGUCAUUGCAGCAGCAGAUGCAAUUCUGUAUUCUUUUCAAGCAAUGCCUUCGAAAUCUUUAUUCUGCGUAGGCAGCAAUGGCAGAGCGAUGCUUUAUGAUACAAGGAGGAACUCGGGCACCUUGAAUUCAGAACCAAUAGCGGUAGAUGGUGGACACGGAGGGCCAGUGACGUACUUGCACAUGGAUCCCUACAAAAUAGUUACAGGAAGUCCGGUGGAUGGGCAUUUUAAUGUUUUGGACGCCAACACUGGUGCACCGACCAAUUCCUUGACAUGUGGUAUUGAAAAUGGAACAAAUAACAGCACAAGGUGCUGUGCCCUGGCUGUCAACGGGAGUCGAAUUGUUACUGGUAGUGUCAACGAUGUUGCAGAAGUCGGAUGUCUGCUCUUUAGGGACUUCGCCAAUGCUUCUUGUCCUGUCUUUUUUUUCUAAGGAUGAUCAUGUUGAAAAGUUCUGAAAUUCAAAAACGAAGGAGAAUGGAUGAAACAAAAACUUGAAAGCGUCUUAGUCUCGGUCUAAUAGUCUUAUAGAUUAAAAUGAGGUGAAAUGGAAAAUCAAGAGUUUGUACACUCGAUGUUAUUGAGAAUAUUACAUGUAACCAAUGCUUUACGUGGUUUAAUUUACAACGAAAUGCAGCACCAAAUCUCAUUCUAUUUA